AUGACAACACAAGAAGUUAAUACACAGAACACGCAACAUACACUUCCCCAUACAAGAAACCAAAGGAACAGGUUUGGUUGGGUUCGAAGGUUGAUGCAGGGCCAGAACCGAACCACCUCACAUCACACUUCUGAACCACAAUUACAACCACAACCACAACCACACUCUCAAGUACAGUACCAGUCCCAGUCUCAGUCGCAAUCGCAAUCGCAAUCGCGUCGAACUACUAAUACCUCGACACCGAAUCGUUCUGAACGGAACCGAAGUAAGUUGCAUAAUUCAGAUAAUGGAGCCACUGUUCGAGUGCGCAGGGGAAAUGCAAAUGGAGUAACAACACCUCAUGCGUAUUCUUCGAUAGCUCAGCCAUCCAAGUCAACAAACCCAGCAUAUGACUCCAAUGGGAAUGAUAUUGAUGCUGAAACUGAAACUGAACCUGAACCUGAACCUGAAACUGGCAUUGAAGGUGACAACGAUGCUGAAAUUGAUGGUGAUGUAACUCUUCGAUUCCAAGAAAGUGACAUCAACCACCACACAUCACAGCUCAGCCCCAAUACUGGUCGUAAUGCACAAUUUUUCAGUAAUGACCAUGGAGAUGGUGAAGCAAGAAGGAAAGAAGGGGACGGAGAGCUAGAGGGAGACGGAGAAGAUGAGGAGGAGGAGGAAUUUCCUGCUUCAUUUAUCUCUGAUGACCAAACCACAAAUUUCAGUGAAGACAAUAUCAGCACCAUUCCGUUGAAAUCCAUCAUGUCUAGACAAUCUACUAAGGAUCCCUCAAUAUUAAGUAACAAUGAUGGUGCAAACAAGUAUGAGAGUAAUAGAAACUACGAUCAAGCGUCAAGAUCAAGCUUUAAUGCCACUGCAGCCUCGUCUUCUACUGCACAAACAUCGGUGGCACCUUCAGCUCCUGCGUCUAUAAAUUACAAUUUGAACCAACAUUUACAACCAUUACCAUCAUUACCUCCACAAUCUCCGCAGCAACAACAACAACACCAGCAGCAGCAACCACCAGCACCACCACAGGGGACAAUCACUUUUAUCACAACACCAGAAACUUCCACAUCAACUCCUACUCCGACAAAUACAACACAUGCCACAGAACGAGACAAUGAAUCGGUUGUGACAUUGGCUAGCUCUUCUCGUCGCUUGCGUAGACGAAGCAUUGAUACAAAUUGUAGUACUGCGGGUAUUCCACCUGCAUCUAUCAUGGAGAGGUUGGGCACUGGUGUAGGUACCACAGGAGCUGCAAGUUAUGCAACUAGUUUAAAAAGUGGCAAGAGCGGCAAGAGUGGUAAAAGUGGAAAGAGUGGGAAAAGUGGGAAAAGUGGCAAAAGUGGUAAAAGUGGCAAGAAUCGCCAGGAAUACGGAGAAAGAAGUAGUUUGUACUUGGACAGAUACGACGAUGAUGACGUUGACGAUGAUGGCAAUCUGGAAGAGAGCAAUGAUGACCUGGACCAAGAAUCUAUAAAUGAGGCUGUUGAGUAUAAAUUUGAGAAACAACAACCAAAAGGGAAUGUUCAGGGUGAUGUCCAGGAUGAUGUCCAGGGUGAUGAUGUCAAAGUUGCUGUUCCUUUAGAUCUGUUGGUAGAUCAUUGA
Molecule: messenger RNA, 1593 nt
Organism: Lodderomyces elongisporus
Lineage: Eukaryota; Fungi; Ascomycota; Pichiomycetes; Serinales; Debaryomycetaceae
Exons: 2
Coding region: 1-1593 (530 amino acids)
Source: RefSeq, a predicted model, not a curated record